This is a messenger RNA of Gekko japonicus, 412 nucleotides long. RefSeq names its product eukaryotic translation initiation factor 1-like. The coding region runs from base 40 to 378 and encodes 112 amino acids. The transcript is spliced from 4 exons. Gene Ontology annotation, biological process: translational initiation. Gene Ontology annotation, molecular function: translation initiation factor activity; RNA binding; ribosomal small subunit binding. The record is from RefSeq and is a predicted model, not a curated record. Gene Ontology annotation, cellular component: eukaryotic 43S preinitiation complex. NCBI's taxonomy places the organism in Eukaryota, Metazoa, Chordata, Lepidosauria, Squamata, Gekkonidae.
CGCCUCCGACACAGGAAAAAGGGAAGUGAAACGUGUCGUAUGUCCGCUAUCCAGAACCUCCACUCCUUCGACACCUUUGCUGAUGCAACUAAGGGUGACAACUUACUUCCUGCUGGGACUGAGGACUACAUCCAUAUAAGGAUUAUCCAGCAAAGAAAUGGCAGAAAAACCCUCACCACUGUCCAGGGCAUAGCCGAUGAUUAUGAUAGAAAGAAAUUGGUGAAGGCCUUCAAGAAGAAGUUUGCCUGUAAUGGUCCUGUGAUUGAGCAUCCGGAGUACGGAGAAGUGAUUCAGCUUCAGGAGGACCAGGGUAAGAACAUAUGUCUCAUUGAGACUGGACCGGCUAAAGACGACCAGCUGAAGGUCCAUGGGUGUUAAGUAUCAGUGGGUCACUGAAGUCUCAAGGGAGAAG